CGCGUCCAAUCUUCCUUCCGUUAUAGUUUUACUGAACGUCAAGCGCGAUGCUGUCUGUUCUGGCUGUGUUGUUUUCCGUGGUUUUUUUAACUAAUGGGGCCCAAUUGAAGCCCAGGUUUGAAUAUAAGUACAGUUUCAAGGGCCCUCAUCUCGUGCAGAGCAACAAAAGCAUUCCUUUUUGGGAUUACGGCGGGGAUGCUAUUGCUGGUGAUGACAAUAUCCGAUUAGCCCCGUCAAUCAGGAGCAAACGAGGAUGGGUGUGGACCAAUCAAAAGACCAACUUCAACCAGUGGUCCAUCGAGUGUGUGUUCAAGGUCACGGGUAGAGGCAGAGUUGGCGCCGAUGGACUGGCAAUCUGGUUCACAGAGGACAAGGGACAGGAGGGACCAGUUUUUGGGAACCAGGACAUGUGGAGAGGGCUCGGCGUGUUCAUGGACUCGUUUGAUAAUGACGGACAGCACAACAACCCUUAUAUCAUGGCCAUGGUCAACGACGGAACUCAACAGUACGACCACCAGAGCGACGGCUCCCAGCAACAGUUGGGCGGGUGUCUCCGGGACUUCAGAAACAAACCGUACCCAGUCAGGGUCAAGGUCGAAUACUACAGCAAAAUCCUCACGGUGUUUGUGAACAACGGUCUGACCAACAAUAAAGACGACUUUGAGCUGUGUCUGAGGCAGGAGAAUGUCAAUCUACCAGAAAGUGCUUACUUCGGGGUCACCGCCGCCACUGGGGGUCUUGCCGAUGACCAUGACGUUCUGGCUUUCCUCACUCACUCUCUACACAACAAGGAAGACCAGCCAGCCAAUCAGGUACCAGAACAGGACAGACAGAAGUACGAGAAAGAAUUUGAUGAGUAUUAUAAGGAACUAGAGACAGCCAGAGAAAACUUCCAGAAACAACAUCCCGGUAAACAACCUGGAGAAUUUGAUUCCAUGUUCGAGGCCCAGGAGGACCGCGAGUUGCGGAUGAUUUUUGACGGACAGAAUGAGAUGCACAACACUCUAAAGGAACUCAACAGGAAGUUAGACGAGCUGAUGGGAAGACAGGAAAUGGUGCUCUCCCGCGUUAGUCAGCUGACCGGCGGAAACGUGCAGGUUGCUCAGGGUGGAGCAGCCCCUCCCCUGACCAUGGAUACGAUCAAGAGACACGAGGUCGAUCAAGUGAUGAACAACCAGAUGCAGAUAAUGAACGACGCCAGGGACAUCAAACAGGUGGUCUAUGACGUCCAGCAGAGGGCCGGCCAGAUCCAAGGCAGCAUGAGUACGGGGGGCGGGGCCCAGGUGGGCGGGGGAAUCCCCCAGGACAUCCAGAGCAUCAUCUACAAGCUUCAGGAGAACAUGAACUUUGUGAGGUCGGACCUCGCCAACGUCGCAAACCGACCGCAGGGUCAGAUGAACUGUCCAGAGGUACAGAGUAGCUGUGUGUCUCCCAUGCUGUUCUUCCUCGCCAUUGGUCUACAACUAUUCUUCAUCGUAGGAUACAUGGUGUAUAGAUCAAACAAAGAGGCUCAGGCAAAGAAAUUUUAUUAGGGUUUACAAGAAUUUACAGAAUGUUAAGUUUUUAGGAAUUUUAUGGUGCAUUUAAUGUAAGAUUGAGUACGAUGUAUCAGUGAGAGAGAAUGAGUCGUGUAAGAGUUACCUGUCUUGCAAAUGGUGAUCAGAUUUAUGAAUGGAGCAACAAUUUUUUUAAAAAAUCUUUGUAAACAUGUUGGAGAUUUUUGUUUUCAAACAUCUUUUAUUGUAUAUUUUGGUUUUAUAUAUAUAUAAAAAAAGGUGUGAAGAAAUGAGACAAAUUUUCCCAAAAUUUGAAUUAUUUUCACUGUUAAUCUAUUUUAAAAUGAAAAAAAAAACAAAGUGAAUUGAUUGUUGAAAAAUUUAUUCAAACUGUAUAUAUCUGCAGCAAACUGCCAAAAUGAUAAAAAAAAAAAAGGAAAUGAAUAAUUAGCAAAGGAGUCGUAUGAAGUAGUAGCAAAUGCAUUUUUGAUUUAAACGAUCUGAUAUUUUUUUAAUCAUAGCAUUUUAAUCUCAGUUCAGACCUCCAUGUAAGUUAUCAGUCGACUAAUCGUGUAAAUAUAAAGCAUAUUUAUUGUUAUUAUGUGAAGAAAAAUAUUCCAGACAAGAAUUAUUAUUUACAUUUUGACUGUGCAAUUUUUAUCAGAAGAUGAUUUAGAGGCAAUUACUUUGUGCUGUGUUUACUGUUGACUGUUCUUGCAUCAGAUUUACACAGAGUUUUAACUUCUUUAUAAUUGUUGAUCAUGAGCACUUUUUUUUUUGCAUUGAAUUUUUAAAUAGAAGCCUUGCUGUGUGAUGCUACAUGUGAAGAGGUUUACCUUGAAUAUCAAAAGCUUUCAAAGAAUCAGAGCGUCUUUAUUAGAAACAGUGGUCUCAUUAGUAUGAUUAUUAUAAUUAAUAAUAUGUUCUCCAGUUAAACUAUCAUACUUUUAUUACGGUUUUGGUAAUAAUUGCCAAAAUGACAACAGAAAGCUCUGAGUAGUUAACAAAUUAUGAAAUUAAUUGAUACCCAUUCAUUUAAUAUAAUAUAUAACUGAUAAAUGAUGUGUGCAAGAGAACCAUAGGUUUACUUGUAAUGUACAUAUAUAUAAUGUGUACAUGUGAUUAUGAUCUGAAACCUUAGGGUUUACUAAUUACAUUCCUCUAUAUUGUACUGUAAAAUGAAAACUUCAUGUAUUUAUAACAUGUAGUUACUGUAAAUUUCUUAUAUAACGGGAGUACUUAUUUCCGCGAUCCCGCUGUUUUGAAUCAAAUCACGAAAAUACAAUAUUGUGAACACAGAUCAUUUGUCCAUAUUUCUUAUAGUUCUCAACCCUCAGAAAAUAAUGGCAAAGUUUAAAAGUGCACGAUUUUACGCGGAUAUAAAUUCCUCGCAUUCAAUAAGUGAUUUACAGUAACUAAACAUAUGUUCUGGUAUAUGUCACUUGUAUAAACUAAUAGGUACCUCUACUGUUGUACAAAUACAAAGUACUUAAGCUUCUGUUACAAGAAAACUACAUCAAAUAUGUUUAAUAAAGCGCUACCUGUAUAAUCCGAAACCUCUAUAAUUCCAAAAUUGAUUCAUCUUGCUUAAUGCCACAUACUUCAAACCUUACAUGUAUAACAAGCUGUAGGGUUACUGCUUAUUUGAAACUCUCCAGAAAUGCAUUUAUUAUUCCAUGGUAUGUUUUCACCACACACCUUAUUGUCCAUCAUCUUUUAGUUUGGACAAGCUUUUGUGUGUAUGGAAGAAUUCAAUGUCUAAACUUUGUAUGACGUCUUUUUAAUGUGUUUAUCAUGAUUCAUAUAUUGUAUGCAAUGCAUUUUCAUAAGGAAAAAAGAAAUUUUAUCAAUGUUGUCAGUUUUGUCAAAAUUUUGAUUUUUUAAUGAUUAUUUUUCCCAUUAAUUUUUAUGUUUUUUCUUUAUAAGGAACGUUAGAUCCAUAUUGAUUGGCAUUGAAGUUAGCUUUGUACUAUUAAUUAAAUUUAGAUAAGAAAAAUCCAAGGAAUAUACUAUUACAUUUAUUCAAAUGUAGCAAAUGACUCAAGAUAGCAUAUUUAUUAGGUAGAACCUGUAGAAAUGAUAUAUUUAUUGUAAUAAUUAGAUCUUUAUUUAAUUUAUUGAUCAAGUAAAAUUGUUAUAAUGCACGUGAUGAGAUUAUUGUGCUUUUUUGAUUGCAACAUCCCACCUACCUAUCGCGUAUAUUACACUGGAAACAAUUUCGAAGAAAAAAUGAUUGUGAAUUCUAAUAUUUGGGAGGAUUUUUAUUUUGCUAUUCUCCUGAUAUUUUGGUGGAAUUUUGUUUUGCUAUUUUCCCCUUAGAUAUCCUGCACUAGAUAUUUUGUUAUCAUGGGUCUUUAUCAUCUAGUCAGUGCCUGUAUGGGGAGCCAGGCGGUGUUUAUAAGGCCCCAUGUGUCUAAAUCUCCAGCACUUUGUCUAAGAUCUUCCAUGUAUUCAUUUUAAUUUUUUUAUUGCAUAUUUUUCCAAUGUUCGACUUCCACCAAUUUUUUUUUCUCAUUAUAUGCAGCAUGUUAUACAUAACGUUUGUCUAGUACUAAAAUUGUAUCAAAUUUUUAAACAAGGUCAUGUGACAUCUCUUGACCAAAUUUACAAUACCACUUUAAACAGAGUCAUUUUGUUGCCACAGAGGAAGACAUUUUAUUGAGUAUUGUAUAUCAAAUCAACUCUGAUGUCAAGUUCAUUAGAGAGCGCAUGCGUAACAAGAUCAUGUUUAACCCCUCCCUCUUCCUUUAUUGAAUGUACCCCCACCCUCCUCCCUAGUCAUUUUAAAGUGUGUUUGGCAUAUAUGUGUGUUAUUCAGACGUGUGUAAAUGUGCGUGUGUUUGUGUGUGAUAAUAAUGGAUGUAGUUUGUGAAAAAUUAGCAUGUUCAGCAAAAGUCAUGUCCGCCAUAUUGUGUCUGUCUUCAUCCAUGUUUGGUAAAUGGUUUAUAUUUAUUAAUAAAAGACAAUAAAAAAAGAC
Molecule: messenger RNA, 4473 nt
Organism: Magallana angulata
Lineage: Eukaryota; Metazoa; Mollusca; Bivalvia; Ostreida; Ostreidae
Product: protein ERGIC-53-like
Exons: 15
Coding region: 48-1532 (494 amino acids)
Biological process (GO): endoplasmic reticulum to Golgi vesicle-mediated transport; Golgi organization; endoplasmic reticulum organization
Cellular component (GO): Golgi membrane; endoplasmic reticulum-Golgi intermediate compartment; endoplasmic reticulum membrane
Molecular function (GO): D-mannose binding
Source: RefSeq, a predicted model, not a curated record